CCUCGCCAUCACCACUUUCGGACACCAUCGGCGAACACAGCCUCCAAUUCGCUCCUUCGAAGUCCAGUGCUACAUUGCGACUAAGACCUCGGGACUGCGCCUGAUUCCAGUAAUAUCGACAGUUAUAACUUACUACACUGCAAGAUGUCAGGCAGAGUGCCAUCAAUAGCGUGCAUAGGGGUCAUCGGGAAGCACAAUAACCCCCUUCACAUAUCGCUGUUCCCGCCGGAAGAACGAGCACCGCUGGAGUUUCAGUUCCUUCUCUCGUCCUGCCUGGACAUCUUCGAGGCUCGUCUACCGCACAAGACGGCAGACCAGGACUUCGGAUUGCUCCAGGCUGUCGAUGAACGAUUAGCUAUGUAUGGCUGGCUGACGAACACCGGCGUCAAGUUCGUCAUCGUGGUGGAUAUGGAGGGAAGGCCGGCGACUGCUCUAGACAGCAAAGCCUCCAUUGCCGUCGGACUCAGAGAUGCAGACCUGAAGCCAGCUUUUAGGGCGUUGCAGACGGCAUACAUUAUGCUCCUGCGGAACCCGUUCUACAACCCGGACGAGCACUCACCAGUGACAGCAAACGCUGAGCAGAGAGUCGGCUCGACACAAAUCACUAGUCGAAAGUUCAUCCAGGAGAUCAAGAGGAUAGGGGAUACAUGGGCCCCUGGUGUCACAAAUAUCUGAUCUAACGGAACUUAUGCGUUCACGCAGAUACCUUACUGCAUUUUCUGGCGUUCGAUUUACGGUUCACUUUAGUUCCCUCAAAGAUCGAAAGUCAAAAUCCUAUCAACUUCCCUCCAAAUAUUCUUCUCCUGUCCUCUACCAAGGCGGCUUUGCCG
Molecule: messenger RNA, 830 nt
Organism: Trematosphaeria pertusa
Lineage: Eukaryota; Fungi; Ascomycota; Dothideomycetes; Pleosporales; Trematosphaeriaceae
Product: Sedlin
Exons: 3
Coding region: 145-675 (176 amino acids)
Biological process (GO): endoplasmic reticulum to Golgi vesicle-mediated transport
Cellular component (GO): nucleus; TRAPP complex; cytoplasm
Source: RefSeq, a predicted model, not a curated record